AUGGAACAGGCUGAAUUCCUGCAACAAUAUGGCUUUGUGAAAUUCAAGGUGGAGAUCACCGACGACCUCACCGUGCACGAAACGAUCCGCGCGGCCGCGGAGGAGGCGGGUAUGGACUACACCGAGGUGUGCAUGGCCGUUGCCGACUACAAGCUUGCUCGGUUCGGAUGGAGCGCUCCGGCGUGGCAAGUCAUCUUCGCGAAGAACAAAAUGAAGUUCGACGGCACGCGGAGGGUGGUCGACUUGACGCCGUGCAUAGGGGAAUUAGCCAUCUUCACGCGCCUUCUGAAUCUGAAGAGCGAGCCGGAAUGGAUGCUUGGAGUUUUGCGCGAGCCAGGCCACUAA
Molecule: messenger RNA, 345 nt
Organism: Epithele typhae
Lineage: Eukaryota; Fungi; Basidiomycota; Agaricomycetes; Polyporales; Epitheliaceae
Exons: 3
Coding region: 1-345 (114 amino acids)
Source: RefSeq, a predicted model, not a curated record